AUGUGCCUAUUUCAGCGCCAGAGUUCACUUUGGCUUGACAGCUGCACCGCAGAUGCGCUGCAGCUGGAAAAACAAAUGCUUUUCUCGGAUGCUGGUUGUGUCCUGGUGCAGGGCAGUGGCGCUGAUGUCAGCACGACCAGCUGUGCGGCAGUGCAGGACCAGCUGUGGCAUUUUGAAGGGGGAAACUGCAUCUUUGGCAUGGACAUGGUGGAUGUUGCGGACAAAAAGUGGAAGUUUUCCGUGCCGAUUGCAGGAGCAGACCUUGGCUCGUCAGGCGGACUUGCUCUCCGGCAGCUGCAGCCUUCAGGAGGAGAGCUCGCUUUCCAGCAGCUGAAGUUCGUGCCGGAGUCCCGCCACCCGGCGAAGGAGCUCCAUCAGCUUGGCAUGUUUGGCGGACCCUGGGAUGUCUCGGUGGCUAUGCAGGAAGACUCUGGCAAGCUGAGCCCGGUGACCAAAGUAUACAACUCAUCUUCUCCAGGUGGCUUUCUGAAGUGGUAUGUCCCUGCACAUGGUUGGGCCUUGGCCCACCAGCAGUCUGUGGAGGACGAGCAGCCCUAUUACUUGUAUGACAGUAAUGACAGUUCGUCAUCCGUCCAGUUGCGGCAGUCCAAGUUAAGCCAACUGACGGACAGCUCCUUCUUCUGGGACAUCUCGGGUGCCAAUGGUGGCAUGAUCAAGAACAAAGCUACCGGGAAGUGCCUUCAGAUGCCGACGAUGGCCGUCAGCAGUUCCGACAGAUGGCAUGGCAGGCGCUUCAAGCGUGGCCCGCAGAAUGCCAACAAUUGCGGACCCAACGGCCUCCUGAACUCGAUUUCCACGAACGACUUUGGCUAUCCAAACAGGCACAAGUGCGUACGUAUCGGCGCAAGCCAGGAUUGGACCGAUCACGGGGCAUCUUGCCAGGAUCCAGUCUAUGACCAGACCCAACACGCCACAUCAGUCGUUGUGAAUUGUCCGUCAGGUUUGGCUUUGCAGAGCACUUCAAUGGAUUUCAAUGUAUUUGAUAUCGCAACCGACUACAACUUCACUUGUUGCGCACCGGUUAUGCCACCGCAUGUAACAUGGGACAGCGAUGAGUACACGGUGACGUAUACCUACUGUGAUAACUUCUUGGCCGGGGUGAAAUGGUCAGGGGGUGAUGCGUAUAAUGCACAUGUGACGUGCAUGGGACGGACUUUGACUACCGUGGACUCGAGCACGCGGCCUUUGACGACCGGGACCUGCGAUGCGGGCAAUGUCUACCAGCAGUGGGAAUUUGCCAAGAAUGUAUCCAAGGAGGACCCUUCUGCUGCGACCGGCGGAGGGCAGCUUCACAAAGACACGCAGGCGCUUGUACAAAGCCAUGGUGCAGACGAUGGCUUUAUCAGCUUGACAGACCACGAGAACUUCGUCAACGUGAGCAACUGCGAGGCUUCAUUGGUGCUCCACGACAGUGCAUCGGGAACCAAUGGUACUGAUCUCGCUCUGGAGAUUGCCGGCUUCGAUAAACUCGAUACUCAGCAGAGGCAGGCUUACCAGUAUGUGGAUCACUAUGAGGUGGUGAAGCCGCAUGGAAACGGGACGAAGGUGCUCUUUGCUUGCCAGGCAGCGGAGUCUGACCAAAGCGGCUCGCAAGGCAGCUCGUGCUCCCAAUGGGCAUCUGUGAGCCCGGAGGACUUGUCAAAGAUCUACACAGCCGCUACGACCUUGAUGAUCGAGAAGGUCUGCCCGGUUCUGAUGAACAACUCGAUGUCCGUGAGUCCAUCUGUGGCCACGAUCAUGAAUCCAAACGGGAUGACGCUGAAGGCCCUUGCAGUGAUCAUGCGCAACGCUCCCUACAAGACGCUCCCGUUUGAAGAUGCUCGAAGCUGGCCCUUCUUCUUUAAGGGCGCCAGUGGUGAGAGGGCUCAGUCCAUGGGGUACCUCAGCGUCGCAGCCAGUGGGGAUGCGUUUUGGGGCGUCACCUGCCCGCCCGGAGCUGUGGUAGUCUCGGAGGAGAAGACGCUCCCGCACUGCCUGGACAUCCACGCUUCGGAUUCACAGGAGGUCCUGUCAGCCUACUCAGGGUCAGCGACGUGUCCUUCUGGCUAUGCUAUCAGCGGAUGGUACAACCUGCCUGGCAUCAAGGUGAGGGGCAACCACCUCGCUGGCGGCCCACGAAAUUGGACUGAGCUCAAGGUCUUUUGCCGGAGGACAAACUUGAUUGGCUUCUGUGACCACCCAUCAAAGCCGCAUUGCACUGCGGGUCACGUGGUGAAUGCCGUCAGCUACAGUGGGAAUCAGUUCAAGCUGGGCUGCUGUCGUUUCCUUUGGCCCAUGGGCGCAUCGUUGUUGCCUUAUGGACGGGUCGCGAGACCGUAUCUGAGCUUUGAGGGCUACUACUGCCCGACACAAAUAGGCUCCACAGGCUCAGCCCUCUACGGGAAGACUCCGAUGGGAGCUCUUGGCGAGCCGGGCACAUCCUCGGAUUUUGACUUCACGCUCUCAUGGGACAAGUUCAGUGGGAAUUGGAACCUCCGCAAAGGGACUGACACAGUCUACACUGUCCACAGCGAUGCCCUCUCGCCCACCGAGAUCCCGAACGGCCCCUUCUCGGCAACGUCCAUCACCUCCUUGAUAUCAGAGACGCAGCCGGAGGCGCAGAGGAAGCGUCCUCCGAGGAAGCCCACGUAUCCAACGCUGCAGGAAUUCACGCCCACGCAGCCCGACUACAAGAAAUACUGCAGCCCUGUGUAUCUCCAGCAUCCCCACCUGUACAAGGGCAAAGUCUCGCACACGAACCCGUGCUACCACACCUUCAAUGCCAAGAUGGUGCAGGGCGGCGAAGAAAAGGGCAUCUCUGAGAGAUCGUUUUGGAGCUGCAGUACGCGGACGAAGGCGCGCACCCGCAUGAAGGGCACUGCGGAGGUCCAGCAGCAGGAGGAAACAAAAAACAUCGAAAAGAGGCAGCGAGCGCUUCAAAUGACGCAGUUGGCUUUGGAGCUGGCCAGUGCAAUCGUGGGAGCAAUUCCCAUCGGAAACCAUGGGACCUCGGGCAAAACAGGAGAAGAGAACGCGGGGAAUGCGGAGAAGAAUGCCAUGAUCGACGCGGAAGUUCAAGCCCAGCAUGAGAAGGAAGUGGCCGAUUUGGGCGUGCAAGCAGAUCCAAUCCAGCAAGUCGAUGCUGACGUGAAGGCAGAUCCAAUCGAGAAAGUCGAUGCGGAUGUGCAACCAGAUCCAAUCGCUGAAUGGCAAGAAUUAGAAGGAGAAGGAGAAGGAGAAGGAGGGUGGGACGAAAUUCAGGACGCGGACGAAGUUCCACUUGAUCCUGUCCAGGAUGACAUCGAAGAAAUGGAUUUGAAUCCGGUUAAUGGUGACGGAGGGAAUCCGGCCCCUGCUCCGGCACCGGAGGCGCAGCAGGAGCCGCCACCGUCACAGGCCCGGAAGGAGCCGGAGAAGGCGAACAAGAACGAGGGAGAGAAGAAGGAGAAAUGGUAUAAGCAAUACUACCUCAAGUUGCCGCCGAGCCAGGAUAACGUUAUGUACGGGGUCGGGGCAGCAGCCAAAGUCGUCGAAACCGGCCUAACAGGGGCAGAGAACUACAGAUGGUCGGAUGCCAGCUCCAGCUCUGAAAGCACACUCAGCAGUUUGAAGGAGAUGAUGGCGAAGACGUUGCCCAAGUUCGAAGCGACAGAUGACAGAACUUCGUACAACAAGAAGCUUGUUGAGGCGGACUCGGCAGAUUGCUUGCCUCUGCAAUACGGGCUGUCGAAGGUGAUGUGCGACCUCUUUUGCUUACAGGACUCCGUGCGGGCUGGCACCUCUGCUGUCCUGAAGGCUCUCCAGGACUCGCAAGACGUCCUCACUCAGAAUAUCGAGGACUUGCUUGAUUACCAGACGAACUACAUCCUUUGGGCUCUCUACAACGCGGCUGCUUCGGCGAAAAAGGAUUCCGGGCAUCAAGACGAAGCGCCGCCAGAAGCCAGCGCCCUCCUUGCCGGGCUGCGGCAGAUCGACUUCAAGCAUGUGCAGGUGACGGCGCCCAGGCUUUCCAGAGACAUCCUCCGGUGGCAUCAAGCAACAGGACAGAAUCUGUACAAUCGCCUAGCGUCCCUGACCGUCAAUGCCUCCAAAGAGAGCUGGCCCUUCCGUGUGAAGGCCGCCCGUGGCAUGCUGCACCACUUCCAGGCAAGCUUUCAACAGCGCCUGCGGGUUGGAGCUACGGAAGACCCGAUGGCGGACAAGAUGCAGCUCAUGCGGGAGGACACAGUGCAGCAGCACAAACUCACCAUCAAGGCUCAGACGUUGAACUUCGACCUCAGUCUGGAAUCUGCACCUUCGUAUCUGGUCGAAGCGCUCCUGCGGUGUCACGAGAAGCACAGCACCUAUGUCAUGCUGCACUCGAAAGCGCUGCACCAAAUGGACACAGCUUUGGCCGCAGUGCAGAACUUCACGAAAUGCGAUGCGGACACCCAGGCCCUGCACGAAGCCUGGCAACUGGCUGUCCGAGCAGAGGAGCGGAGCCAGGAGGUCUUGAUUGAGGCCUGGGCGGCAACGGUGGCCGGAGCGCACAGCAUCACGACGGCCUUAAAGGAUGAGCGGCUCCUUUCGUUUCUGGGAGACUGGGCCAAGGACGUGGAGGAGGAGGUGAUGUGCCAGAACGCCACAAUGCUGGCCUUGCAAAGCCAGGCACUGGCGGCCGCUGCCUUGGAUCGCACGGCAUGGGCGCUAAUGAAGGAUGUGGUCACUUUCCAGGCGUUGGCGCUCUACCAGCAGCAGCAGCUGAAGAAGAAGCGCUUGGAGCAUGUUGCCUUGCCAGAUACCUGGGAGGCGCUGAAGAUCCCGCUGCUGGCCGCGGCGGACCCGAGCCAGCCCCUGGGGCAGAGGCUGGCCGCAUCAGCGCUGCAGGCUCUCGGCUCGGAGUUCUGCCCGUCACCGCCGGGCUGCGUUCAUGGGAUUCUCGUGGGCACCAGGGUCGGCGGCGCCGUGCGCUGCGCGCACGCCGGGGACGGAGCACAUGUGCUGUCCAAGCACACUGCCUCCAAGCUCAUUCAGGAGAUGCCCCUCCGCCCGAAGCCGCUUCGGAGCCUGACCUUGAUGCAGAUGGUGGAGGCGGCGGUCGAUGGUGCCGAGCUGUGA
Molecule: messenger RNA, 5097 nt
Organism: Symbiodinium sp. CCMP2592
Lineage: Eukaryota; Dinophyceae; Suessiales; Symbiodiniaceae
Source: the annotation of a GenBank genome assembly